GCUGCGCAAUUGACACUCAAGUACUUGCAAACAUCAAAAAGAAUGAAUCGUGUUGGCAUUUUUGCUACGUUGUUGUUAUUGCUAUCGACCAGCAUCGAGGCCAAUCGAAGAGUGACGGUCAUUAGAAUGACCACUGAAACGACGACAUCGACGACGACGAUAUCGACAAAUACGGUAUGCUUCACGUUAAAGACUGAAGGAGGCGUGCCCAUCACCCCGUGUCGUCGCCGCCGACAACACUGGAUCGAAGAGCCCCUUUUCUUAGCUCCGCAAGAUCGCAUCGACGAAGACCUAUCGCAAUUCAUCAUCGAACCAAAAGAAACAUUCCAGGUAGAGCCAACUCUACUUCCGCCUGCAGGAUUCAGCAAUUACGGCUAUACAGAAUUAAAUCCAGGUGAUUACGGGUCACCAGACUCGCUGAUCAAACAUUCCGUACAGUCUUCGCUGUUUGUGCCCGUCAAUAUUGAACACCAGAGGCUUUACUUAGGCCCGUCUUUGUUGCUCCGCCGGAUAUGGGCCUACCUGGCCAACGACCUGUACCGCAAGGAUGACACAAAACGGACAGUGACGUUUACAAGAACAAAAAUAGCAACGGAAAGCGAAAUGUCUACCAAGACCAACACUAUCGGCAUCUCGGGUUGCACGCCCAGCCCGCUUCCGUACGACCUGUGUCCGUGAAUUCCCGUCUUCCUUCCAGCAGUUCGUCGCUC
This is a messenger RNA of Daphnia carinata, 710 nucleotides long. RefSeq lists its product as uncharacterized. NCBI's taxonomy places the organism in Eukaryota, Metazoa, Arthropoda, Branchiopoda, Diplostraca, Daphniidae. The record is from RefSeq and is a predicted model, not a curated record. The transcript has 3 exons. The coding region runs from base 43 to 678 and encodes 211 amino acids.